GUGGUUGGGUAUAAACCAGGGGACAGUAGGGUUUCUGUUGUUGUGCUGUUCUGAAGCCGUCUCUCCUGGCAUCCCGCUCUCCUUUUAGCCAUUUUUUCUGGUUUUCCCUUUCCUUCCACUCAGGCUCCCAGCUGAGUUGGGAUUCUUCCUUGGCAAAAUCCUGUCAAGGUUGCUGCAUCCAUCCAUUUUUAGGGCGGAAGCAGAAACAGAAGCCAGAAAACCAUGCUGAGAGUUUUGGCGCUGGCAUCAGUCGUCCUCCUGGGAAUAGCCCCUGAGGCGUCCCAGGCCAUAUCCAUUUACACAGGGUGGGAGCGCCAUGCGUUGGUGGGCUCUGACAUCCGACUGUCCUGCAGCUUCUUCUCCUGGCGCUUUGUCUCUGACGACGUCUCCUUCAGCUGGAGUUACAGGCCGGAUGGCUCAAGGGAAUCCAUCUCGAUUGCCCACUAUGCCGGUGGUGAGCCCUACACUGACAACAAAGGCCCUUUCAAGGACAGAGUUGAGUUUGUGGGCAACCCGAAGAACCGUGAUGGCUCCAUCCUGCUUAAAAACCUGGAUCUUAGUGACAAUGGCACCUUCACCUGCGACGCCAAGAACCCCCCUGACAUCGUGGGCCGCCCCUCCAGCGUCAGACUGCUGGUCUUUGAGCAACUGCCCAUUCAAGCGGGUGUGAUCACAGGGGCCAUCAUUGGGGUGGUACUGGGCCUGCUGGUGCUUAUUGUGGUCAUCUACUACCUGAUGAGGUUCCUGGUGGCACGUCGGGUCUUCAGCCUUAGCGUCAGCAAACAUGGCAAGAAAAAGAAAGAGGGAUCACAGCAGAGACAGGGCCCCGCGCCUCCUGCAGACCCCUCCAAGGUGAAGGCAGCUGCUUCGGAAAAGAAGAAGCUAGAGUCUCGCAAGGAUAAGAAAUAGGAUACGGGGAGGGGCUGGGGCGGGCUGCUCCAGCCCAUUCGCCAGGUAAUGGCGGCGAAGGUCCAACCCAAACAAAAGCAGCAGCAGCACACCAUCAUUAAAGAAACAGAGAGGGUGGAGGGAGGUGGGGAAGAGGGCUCAGGUCGGGUCCUUAUGACCAUUGAGCUAGAGAUGACCCGGCAAAAUGGGGAGGAAGGUUCCAGCAGCGAAGGAGGGACUGGAAGGUCUGAGCCGCCCGGCCUCCUCUCCCGCCUCUCCAAACGACUCACCGAAUAACAAGCCUCCGCAUGGGGGUGAAGCCACAAACCUGCUUUACAUGCGGCACUGCCGGAGUCCCUGAAUAAAUCUGUUAAAUCAUAUCUGCUCUUGUCACAGAAUGUAUUCUCAACUACUGUACGAGGGCCCAGAUGUCACGAUAAUCGCUAACACCAAGCCUGCUCCCUGACUGCUUUUGUUAGGUCAUAAGAUAUGCCAUUUGAAGCAAGACCCUGAGACAGCCCGGGCCUGAUAACAAAAUCUAAAAAGGCUGCUCCCAGGGUUUUUGCCUCUCUGGUUCCUUUCAUUGUGAUCCAAUCCACUGAAAAAGCUUUUUCUCAAAGUACGUCCGAUACGCAUCACGAAUCCCUGGCUGCGGGGACAAGCCAAUUUGCUUCUUUUUUUUUCUUUUCUUUCCAGAAGCGAUGUGUCAAACUCCAGCUUUCUUUCCUCACACUGAUUUCUGAUCCUCCCCACUUUCCCAUCCCAUUUCUACCUCCUAUUCCUAUAAAUUUCUGUACUUUCUUGUUAAGUCAAAUUACAGAAAUGAUUGAAAUGCUAACUGCUCUGUCAUGUUCUUUCUCUUCCUCCCUCUCUUUUUCCUGCUCCUGUAGAUAAAGGUCUGACUUCUCCAUGACUGCCUCCACUCCUCUAGUCUGCUCCCUCUCUUUCUGCCCAGCCUGAUGCAACCCCCGUUAUUCCCCAUUAUCUGUUCUCUCUCAAGACAGCACUGGCUGUAAGAAUAGUCCCUCUAUAUCACUGUGCAACAGUGUCAAAUAAUUUUUACAAUGCCUCACUGGAGAGAGCCUUUGCGAUCACUGGGCUAACUGUAAAAGUCUUUAAGGCCUUACUAUGCACAUAAUCCAACAGACCGCCCCUCGUGUGUUUAGAAUAUUUCUUCUUCAGUUUAAAGUUUAUGACUCAAUCACGUCCACCGAGCAGAGAUGAAGGCGCACGCUGGACUUCAUGUAGAGGAAAAACGGAGAAGUGAUAGCGAGAGAGAAAUAUGUUUCCCGCUCUCAGCCAGCGAAGAUAGAGGUUCAAGCCCCGGAGCUCGGAGGUGAUUCAAUCCCCUCACAUUUGAGCUAAUGGAGGUUGUCGCUGUGUCCCUGCCCAGGCUGUAAGGGGGGCUAUUUCUGGCCCCUAUAAGAGAGCACAGGCUUACAGUAACAGCUGCACAUUUUUUCAGCCAUCGAGGGGGUAGAGGUGGUGGUGGAGGCAUUUUUUUUCUUUCUUCCUGUUUGUGCCUGAGAGAAGCGUCCAGUGACCGACGAACUGGAAUGACGUCAUGGCCUCCAACGGCCGCGGAUGCUCUCAGGUGACUGACAAACAGGAUUACCAGGAAGAGGUUAGGCUCCCGACUUAUUUUAGGUCCAGUUAAUCCACUCGCACGUUUCUCCUGGUCGACCUGCAGCUAAUUAUUUCCGUGUGUGCUGGUAAUAGGAUAUCUCUCACCGCAUCAACCCCCUCCCUUCUCUGCCAUCUCCGCUUCAUCUCUGCCCCCAUCUUGGGAAUCAUCUCCCCAGUUUUGCUGUCUCUGUCCUUAAAGUCUUUGGCUUCCGUUUAUCUCUUCCUCUUCCUGAUGUCCACUGAGUCUGCACUGCAUUAUUCCCCCACUGAAAAAGGUCUAUACACAAUCCAAUCUACUCUUUAAGCCUCUCCUUAUCUGACUGGCAGGCCUACAGCUCAAUGCUUCACUCUCCUCUGUCCUUCCUUCUCUUCAUCAUCUUUGUUACUCUCUUU
Cyprinodon tularosa is the source of this 2907-nucleotide messenger RNA. RefSeq names its product myelin protein zero (gene mpz). The coding region runs from base 223 to 909 and encodes 228 amino acids. The transcript is spliced from 6 exons. Gene Ontology annotation, biological process: myelination. Gene Ontology annotation, cellular component: membrane. NCBI's taxonomy places the organism in Eukaryota, Metazoa, Chordata, Actinopteri, Cyprinodontiformes, Cyprinodontidae. The record is from RefSeq and is a predicted model, not a curated record.